ACUCCAUUUUCUUGACGUCUGUCCUUCUUCAUUUUAGAUUCCAAGGCAUUUGUGGGCUUUUCUUGACUUGUUCAGUGGUCCAAAAACAUAUAAAUGUCCCCAAAAAUCAAAACAAAAAAUCAAAUACCAACAAAUUUUAACAGCACAGAAAGCAGAAACGUUUUCGAUUUCUCUUUCCUUUCCCCUUCCCUGUUUCUUUCCCUGUUUCUUGAACAAUCAAAUCACAAAACAAUAGCCUUUUCUCUCUCUUUUUCUUUCUUUCUCUUUCUCUCUCUAGAGCUGUUGUGGAAUGGCAAAGAAGAGAGAAGGGGAGGGGGGUUUGUACUGGGAUGGGGUCAUAGAGGGUAUGCCUCUGUUUGCGAAGGAGUUGAUUGCAGGAGGUGUGGCUGGUGGGUUUGCAAAGACUGUCGUGGCACCCCUUGAACGUGUCAAGAUCUUGUUUCAGACCAGAAGAGCAGAAUUUCAUAGUGUAGGGUUAUUGGGAUCAUUUAAGAAGAUUGCAAGAACAGAAGGUGUGCUUGGCUUUUACAGAGGGAAUGGAGCUAGUGUCGCUCGAAUUGUUCCUUAUGCAGCAUUGCAUUUUAUGGCUUAUGAGCAAUAUCGUCGAUGGAUUAUAGAAAAUUUCCCCGGUGUUGGAAGGGGCCCCGUCCUUGAUCUUGUGGCAGGAUCAUUUGCUGGAGGAACUGCUGUGCUGUUUACUUAUCCGCUUGAUUUAGUUCGGACUAAGUUGGCAUACCAGGUUGUGGGACCAUCAAAGUUAAAUGUUAAAGGGCUAGUUCAUAGUGACCAAGUUUAUAGAGGAAUUGUGGAUUGUUUUUCAAAGACCUACAAGGAGUCCGGGAUAAGAGGCCUCUAUCGUGGUGUGGCUCCAUCACUCUAUGGAAUCUUUCCUUACUCUGGUUUGAAGUUUUACUUCUAUGAGGAAAUGAAAGGCUGUGUCCCCGAGAAACACAAGAAAGAUAUCACAGUGAAACUAGUAUGUGGAUCUGUCGCAGGUUUAUUGGGUCAGACUUUCACAUACCCACUUGAUGUUGUUAGGCGGCAAAUGCAGGUCCAAAGACUCUCAGCAUCUAAUAGUGGAGACAUGAAAGGGACAAUGGAAAGCCUUGUUAUGAUUGUCCAAAGGCAAGGAUGGAAGCAAUUGUUUUCAGGGCUCAGCAUCAACUACAUUAAGGUUGCACCAUCAGUUGCAAUAGGCUUUACUGUAUAUGAUGUAAUGAAAUCGUACCUGAGAGUUCCGUCAAGAGAUGAAGCUAUUAUAGAGGUGGUAACGAACAACAGAAAUAGCCAACCGUCGUCCCUGCACUCGUAGUAACAUUCAAACUCAACCAACACCACUCAUUUUUACCCAGUUAUUGUUGCCUUCUCCAUUGCUCCUUCAAGUCUAUUCUACCUUUGAGGCCAUUCAAUAAUGUGUAUACCAUUUAUUCAAGCUUUAACAUAGCAUCAUGAACUCUCUCUCUCUCUCUCUCUCUCUGUCCAAUGGGUAUCCUCUGAUAGUUCCACCAUGUGUUUCAAACAUGACAGGAGCAAUUACAGUUUGUACAUAUGAAGUUGUAAGACCAGUUCAUAAUAAAUGAAGCUACUUGAAAAAGCA
This is a messenger RNA of Camellia sinensis, 1597 nucleotides long. Its product is annotated as Mitochondrial substrate carrier family protein. NCBI's taxonomy places the organism in Eukaryota, Viridiplantae, Streptophyta, Magnoliopsida, Ericales, Theaceae. The record is from RefSeq and is a predicted model, not a curated record. Gene Ontology annotation, biological process: transmembrane transport. Gene Ontology annotation, cellular component: mitochondrial inner membrane.